CACGGCAGCAUGAAGUCAGUGGCCGCCCUCCUCCUGGUGGGGAUGCUCAUCCUCUGGACAGAGCUGCCGACAGGCAGCGCCUGGUCCUGCCCGCCUGUCCACAUCACCUGCGCGAUGCUCAACCCACCCAACCAGUGCUACACUGACCGGCAGUGUCCACGGUACAAGAAGUGCUGCCCGUCCUUCUGCGGGAGGAGAUGCAUCUCACGCUCACCUUUCCCCCCCGUGUCCUACGCGUGAGCUCCUGCUGCCAGGACAGACCGAGGGCCUUCUCAGCCAGCUGCCCACGCCUCUGCUAAGGCUUCUCCCGCCCGGUGCCGGCUCCCGGGGACAGCCACCAGCGCACACCCAGAGACAACCUCGGCUCCAGGACCACCCUGCUGACAGCUGCUGCACCAUGCUGCGUGCCGCCUGCUUGCCCUCUCCCUCUGCUUCCCCACUGCUGUUUUAACAAAUAAAAGAACUUGUUCCAGG
This is a messenger RNA of Gymnogyps californianus (California condor), 474 nucleotides long. RefSeq names its product caltrin-like protein 2. The record is from RefSeq and is a predicted model, not a curated record. The transcript has 3 exons. The coding region runs from base 10 to 240 and encodes 76 amino acids. Lineage: Eukaryota; Metazoa; Chordata; Aves; Accipitriformes; Cathartidae. Gene Ontology annotation, molecular function: peptidase inhibitor activity. Gene Ontology annotation, cellular component: extracellular region.